Theileria equi strain WA is the source of this 594-nucleotide messenger RNA. Its product is annotated as signal peptide-containing protein. Bases 1 to 594 code for a protein of 197 amino acids. The record is from RefSeq and is a predicted model, not a curated record. Lineage: Eukaryota; Apicomplexa; Aconoidasida; Piroplasmida; Theileriidae. The transcript has a single exon.
AUGUGUAAUAUAUAUCGUCUAUACGUCUAUGGACUAUUAUUAUACAUUUGUUUUGGUUUCUUUGGCCGAGUUUUGGCCUUUUUGAGCGGCCAUUUGCCCAGGACUGCCUUUCCCCUCCGGAGGCCUCUGGACGGUUGCGGCAAAAGUGCCUCUAGACGCUCAAGGGUCGCUUCAUUAUCGCUAAAGGGGGACUAUGGAUCAAAUAUAAUCGCAAAACGAGUUGCACACUGGGAGAAUGGCGCCGCAAAGGCCUGGAAUCCGCCGGGACUCCGAGAUUCCAGGCUUUACUCGAUGCUCGAUGAGUACAAGAGGGACAAUGUAGUUGAAAUCGAUAAAAGAAGGGCUGAAAUGUCCAUAGCCGGAAGGGUAAAGAAGAUUUUUGAGGAAUUGACGGAGUACGUCGAGAGCCUCCUUAGACUGGAAACUCAUGCGCCGCCAAUCGUCUGUCUUGUGGCAUCAUGCGCAUACCUCGUGCCUUAUUUUGAUGUUACUCAGGUAAGUAAGUGGUCAGAGUACCGUAAGGAGUCUGGAGCGACAAAUGGGAGCUGGGCAUGUCAUUCACUCUUGUCUGUACUGGCGACUUUCUGCAGAUAG